AGCUAACACUAGCUCUGCUUGCGUUUGAAAUGGAAAGGAGGUCCAGUUUUGAAAAUGGUGAAAUGUGAUUUAAAGAUACCAAAUAUUCUCUCAAUAACAUUUUUGAACGAUGCAUGACGCAGGUUGAACAAUUCAUUUGCAUUUCGGGGUGACGGCCUUGACCUCUAAAGUCUUUGAGAUGAUACCAAACACCUCGCAAUUACUUCUCUGUAAUCGGAUGAAAGGGUCGCACAUUCCACGGUUUCACCGGCUAUAAGAGUAAAUGCUUGAAUUGGCUAUGGAGUUUCAUUCUUCACCUGCUAUAGGAGUAAAUGGUUGGGUGAUUCAUGGGGUACGUUACUACGAAAUUUGUUUCAUUUCCGGAUUCCCCAAAAAAACAGGUAUUUAUAAUCUUCUUUUUAAGAUGGAAUGAAUCACAGUCUUGUGCUCUGCUUUCAGGUUCACUUUCAUUUGCUCUAAUUUCCAAUAUCAUUGUUAAGGUGAGGAAGAAUGACUGGCGCAGACUUGGUGGUGAUUCAACCUCCUGAUCUCAAGUUCACAUUCGACUUGCUGAAACAAAGUUCAUGUUCUGUUAACUUGACCAUCACAGAUCAAUAUGUAGCAUUUAAGGACUAGAGAUUUCUCUUUGUGGGAACCUUCUUCAUCCUAGAAUGGGGUCUGGUUUGGCUGCAGAAGUAUUUGAUGCAAAUCGCACAUCUGAAAUGGAAUUUAAAAACUCUGCAAAAUCAAUUAUUAAAAAUGAAAUUUGGUUGUGAGGGUCCAUGGGAAGUACUUGUCAUGGGAGAAAGCUGUUACGUUUGUACUGGGGAUGUCUGCUUAUGACAUGGAACUGCCUAUUGAAUGUACGGAUGUAAUUGCUAUUGAGCAGGAGGAAGCUCUAAAACCCGAGGUAGUAGAUGGUUAUGGAAUUGAGAGAUCUCCUUCGGGAAGACGAUGGAGGCUUUGGCCAAUUCCCUUCAGAAGGGUUAAGACACUUGAACAUACUAGUAGCAAUGUGUCAACUGAGGAUGUUUUUGUUGAUACCGAAAGUAGCUUGCAAAACCAGGCUGCAAAACCAAGUCCUUGUAAACAAUUUCUGAGAAGAAAUGUUCCAACGUCUGAUCAGAUUGCUUCUUUAAAUCUAAAAGAGGGGCAGAAUACGGUGUUCUUCAUUUUCUCUACAAGGGUCCUAGGGGUGCAAAAGCUCAUAUAUACCUGUGGAAAUGGAAUGCACGAAUUGUAAUUUCUGAUGUUGAUGGUACUAUUACCAAGUCUGAUGUUCUUGGUCAGAAUGAGUCCAACCCUUCCCGAUCCAAAGGGAUGAAAUAUGCUUCUUAGAAAUAUUGGUCAACCUAUGGCAUUGUACAAUGAUACGAGAUUAAUAGUGACGAAAUUGGGGAAACGUUUAAUUCAAGGAAAAGUUAUGGGAGGAAAAAAUAUUGGCCAUGAAGUUGUUAUCUCAAGACUUUCAUUGACUCCAUCGCAUAAAAAGAUUCCUUUCAA
This is a messenger RNA of Cuscuta campestris, 1482 nucleotides long. The record is from the annotation of a GenBank genome assembly. Lineage: Eukaryota; Viridiplantae; Streptophyta; Magnoliopsida; Solanales; Convolvulaceae.